Pecten maximus is the source of this 2850-nucleotide messenger RNA. RefSeq names its product clumping factor A-like. The record is from RefSeq and is a predicted model, not a curated record. The transcript has 3 exons. NCBI's taxonomy places the organism in Eukaryota, Metazoa, Mollusca, Bivalvia, Pectinida, Pectinidae. Bases 103 to 2202 code for a protein of 699 amino acids.
CACCGCAUAGUCUCCAGGACACCGGAGGACGCUAUAACUUCGCCGUAGCUCCAGUGACAGGAAGAUCGAUUUGACUAAAGGAACUAGCACCAAGAAGACAAAAUGACGCUCUACGUUUUCCUUGCCCUUUGUGCAGUAGCCUUCGCACGCUAUGCUAAUGGUCAGGACGAUGGCUACUCUGAUGCCUUCACUAGUUUACAGGACAAAUCUUCCACGCUUGGUAAUGCCGUAGGUGAACCAGGUAUGAGCCUACGUGACAUACUAGGAUUGGUAGAAGGUAGUCCAUUAAUGGCGGAAAUGGCAGCUGCAAAUAUGGCACAAGAUGGUUCCGAUGACGGUAUAGAAAGUCUACUGGCAGAAAUAGCGGAAAUGGAAAGAUUAAAUCCUAGUAUUGCCAAUAGCCAGGAGAUUAAUGCAGACAUGGAUGGCGAUAUUGCGGCCCUAGAAGCACAGCUAGCAGAACUGAACGGUGGGGCCAGUAACGAAGCAGAUACUGCCAGUAUUGAAGCUAUGGAACCCGAAUUUCAAAAUCUGGAAAAUUUGCGAGGUGAUGACGAUGGAGAGACAAACAGUAUGGAGCAAAGUGAACAAGGAUCAAGCCAAGUAAUACCAACUAUUCAGGAUACAGAUAUUGCAAACAGUGCCUCUGAGGACAUGGAUGGCGAUAUUGUGGCACUAGAAGCACAACUAGCAGGGCUGAGCGGUGAGGACAGUAACGAAACAGAUGACGAUGAAGAGACAAGCAGUAUGCAGGGUGGAGGUAUGGGGGGAACCAUUCCCUCUGAGGAUGCUGAUGAUUUCCAACAAAUGCAACAGGAAUUAGAACAACUCAUGCAACAACAGACCAACGGUGAAGACAAUGACAUGCAGUCGACGGAGGAUUCAGAUGAGGAUAUGCAACAAAUGGAACAGGAAUUACAACAACUAAUGAAACAACAGACCAACGGUGAAGACAAUGACAUGCAGUCGACGGAGGAUUCAGAUGAGGAUAUGCAACAAAUGCAACAGGAAUUAGAACAACUAAUGAAACAACAGACCAACGGUGAAGACAAUGACAUGCAGUCGACGGAGGAUUCAGAUGAGGAUAUGCAACAAAUGGAACAGGAAUUACAACAACUAAUGAAACAACAGACCAACGGUGAAGACAAUGACAUGCAGUCGACGGAGGAUUCAGAUGAGGAUAUGCAACAAAUGGAACAGGAAUUACAACAACUAAUGAAACAACAGACCAGCGGUGAAGUCGGUGACAUGCAGUCGACGGAGGAUUCAGAUGAGGAUAUGCAACAAAUGGAACAGGAAUUACAACAACUAAUGAAACAACAGACCAGCGGUGAAGUCGGUGACAUGCAGUCGACGGAGGAUUCAGAUGAGGAGAUGCAACAAAUGCAACAGGAAUUAGAACAACUCAUGAAACAACAGACCAGCGGUGAAGUCGGUGACAUGCAGUCGACGGAGGAUUCAGAUGAUGGUAUGCAACAAAUGCAACAGGAAUCCAACCAACAAACUAGCGCUGAAGACAACGACAUGCAACCGAGUACUGCUAAUGAAGAUAUUAACAGUAUUGAACAAAUGGAACAAGAAUUAGCACUCAUGGAAGCGGGCUUGGAUUCAAGCUCUGAAACUGACCGUAAUGGCGAAUCGAAUAUUGGUGCUGAUGGCGAUGAUGAUGUUGGUGAUGAUGAUCUUGAUGCCAGUUCUAGUUUAAGUACUGGGAACGAUUUAGCUCUUAUUGAGCAGUUGAUAGGAGGAGUGACAAGAACUAGAUCUUCAAAUAACGGCGCUGACUAUGAAAACUUUUUACAAGCAUUAGGGAAAAUUGAGGGUAGCCAGAGCAAAACGGCACAUUCUAAAGGCUUGCUUUUACAAACCCAACAAGCACAAACCCAACAGGCACAAACCCAACAAGCACAAACCCAACAAGCUCAAAUCCAGAACGCACAACAAUUGAGUGCAAACACUGCUGCAAGCCAAAAAGACAGUUACAGCGGCGCUGCGUCAAACACCAUUCAAACGCAGCAUUUGACGGCAGGCUCUUCAACGAAUCAGAAAAACACUUAUAGUAACAAUGCGCAAGCACAGGACCAAGGGACACAACACAUGGCAUCAAGCAGUUCUUCACAAAGCAUUACAGCUCACGGUGCCUCAGACCAUCUACUAAAUCAACUCUUGCAAAACUUAGAAAUGUCAAAGAUUGCGAUCUAAAGUAUGACCUGCCUUCCUGAACAGCUGUGCGACGACGUGACGUCAUCUUAUCACAAUUCUAAAUGAACUUACUUCCAACCUAUGUUUCGUACGUGGUGAAAAACUCUUUUCGCUGUCAUAAUUAUAUUAAAGAUAAUUAAGCAACAGACCCAACGUAGGUCUAGACUUUUAACGACUGUUAUGUUCUAAAACCAUGACAACGAAAGAUAAAUGCAUGGUAAUUUGUCGACAAGCAUUAUAAUGAUCAUUGUAGAACUCCAUUUCAAUCCUAACAUCUAUAUAUUAACUAUAAAUAAAAUGUACAAUGUGUAACAGUCCAGCUAUUGUUCAAAGUGUGCAUCAUCACGUGGCAUCUGGAUCACAUUACUAACGUCGUAACGUGAUCAUAAUCAGCCAUUGUUGUCUCGGAGAUUUACGUCGAAGUUUGGCAGGUUAUGACGUAAAUCAAUUUCUCGUUAUGAUAUGUACGUCCUGGGGUUGUGUAAAAUAUCAGCGGAGAUGGCACAUUGAAAUUGUUAUCAACAAAAGAAAAUAUUUUGUCAGUCGUGACAUCAAAACGAUGGAAAUUGGGUAAGAUAUGGAGAAAGGAGAAUAUUACCGGGUGAUCCUUGGAGCAGAAGUAAUAAAGUGAGUGUUAGUAAAGGAUAA